Messenger RNA from Nicrophorus vespilloides, 976 nucleotides. It is a transcript of the gene RpL7A, whose product is annotated as 60S ribosomal protein L7a. Bases 99 to 905 code for a protein of 268 amino acids. The transcript has 5 exons. Lineage: Eukaryota; Metazoa; Arthropoda; Insecta; Coleoptera; Silphidae. Gene Ontology annotation, cellular component: ribonucleoprotein complex. The record is from RefSeq and is a predicted model, not a curated record. Gene Ontology annotation, biological process: ribosome biogenesis.
CUUUUUCAGGUCCGGUCGCCAUCAGCUCCGACCGUACUAUUGAAUGUUAGCAUAAAACCUUGUUUAUCCAAGGCAUCCGUUGAAAUACGCAAGUGAAAAUGGUUCAAAAGAAACCCAAGAAGAAGACUGGCAAGAAGGUAGCAGCCGCUCCUUUGGAAGUCAAGAAAGUUGAGCCAAAGAAGAUUGUAAACCCACUCUUCGAAAAGAGGCCACGCAACUUUGGCAUUGGCCAAGAUGUGCAACCCGUUCGUGACCUGUCCAGGUUCGUUAAAUGGCCAAAGUACAUCCGCAUUCAAAGGCAAAAGGCUGUGCUGCAAAAGAGAUUGAAGGUCCCACCACCAAUCAACCAGUUCACACAGACCUUGGACAAGAACACAGCCACCUCUGUGUUCAAACUGUUGAGCAAAUACAAGCCAGAAUCUGCUCUGCAAAAGAAGAAGAGGCUGCAGGCUAAAGCCGAAGCCAAGGUGGCCAAGAAGGAAGACGCCCCAACCAAACGCCCGAAUGUCGUUCGUGCUGGCGCCAACACCGUCACCACCCUCAUCGAGCAGAAGAAAGCUCAACUCGUCGUCAUCGCCCACGAUGUUGACCCAAUUGAGCUGGUCAUCUUCCUCCCAGCCCUCUGCAGGAAAAUGGGUGUCCCAUACUGCAUCGUCAAAAACAAGGCCCGUUUGGGACUGCUCGUCAGGCGCAAGACCUGCUCGUGCGUCGCUUUGACCCAGGUUGAAAGCGGAGACAAGGCUGCCUUCAACAAAUUGCUCGAGGCCGUCAAGACCAACUUCAACGAUAGGUCAGAGGAGAUCAGGCGUCACUGGGGUGGUGGUCUUUUGGGCUCCAAAUCUGCGGCCCGUAUUGCUAAGUUAGAACGUGCUAAGGCUAAGGAAUUCAACCAGAAACAAGCCUAAAUCAACCUGGAUGAACAUUACGUUUGGACAGGAAUUUCCAUUUAAAAAAAAUAAAAAAAAUCUAAAAAAAA